Messenger RNA from Lytechinus pictus (painted urchin), 6361 nucleotides. RefSeq names its product vesicle-associated membrane protein 7-like. Gene Ontology annotation, cellular component: membrane; SNARE complex. Lineage: Eukaryota; Metazoa; Echinodermata; Echinoidea; Temnopleuroida; Toxopneustidae. Bases 90 to 860 code for a protein of 256 amino acids. The record is from RefSeq and is a predicted model, not a curated record. The transcript is spliced from 7 exons. Gene Ontology annotation, biological process: exocytosis; vesicle fusion. Gene Ontology annotation, molecular function: SNARE binding; SNAP receptor activity.
CAUUUUAAACCUCAGGGGUGAAUACAAAUCAAUCUCUGUGGAAUUAUUUCAUCCUGUUUUAGUUGAUAUGUGUAAUUAAGAAAAAAGAAAUGGCUCCAAUUCCUAUUCAGAAGCGUUCAUAUCUCUCCUACCUUUCAGAGUCCCCGGUUGAUGGUCUUGAUCACAUCUACAGGAGACCAUCUGACGGAGACAAGAUGCCUAUACUUUAUGCAGUCAUCGCUCGUGGCACCACGGUGCUUGCAAACUAUGCAGCUUGCCAGGGAAACUUCACUGAGGUGACAGAGCAAGUACUGAUGAAGAUUCCUCCACAGAAUGCCAAGUUGACGUACUCACAUGGAGCAUACCUCUUUCAUUACGUCUCAGAGGAGAGGAUUAUAUAUAUGUGCAUCACAGAUGAUGACUAUGAAAGGUCAAGAGCAUUUGCAUUUCUCCAGGAGAUCAAAAAGAAAUUCACAGCCACUUAUGGGUCCAGAGUACACACAGCGCUUCCUUUUGCAAUGAACAGUGAAUUCUCUCGAGUAUUAGCUGCACAAAUUCGAUACUUUGCCCAACCCUUAUCAAGUCACACACGUAUGUCAGAAGUUCAACAGGAUCUUGAUGAACUCAAUCAGAUUAUGGUCAGAAAUAUAGAGUCAGUGUCAAAUAGAGGAGAAAGAUUAGAACUCUUGAUAGAUAAGACAGAAGACUUAGAAACCACAUCCCUAACAUUCAAGAAGAGCAGUAAAAGCCUAGCAAGAUCUAUGUUUAUGAAAAACUUGAAAUUGAUCAUCAUCUUAACAAUAAUUAUAAUUUUGGUUUUAUACUUCAUCGUGUCUGCAGCUUGUGGAGGACUUGCCUGGCAAAACUGUGUCAAAAAAUGAUCUACAAUUAAAAGACAAAUGAUUAUAGACUAACAUAGACUAAUCUGUGGAGUAUAAGGUGGAGUUAAGGGAGGAAUGCCAAGUCAUCGGAUUAUAGUGAAAAUAAUUGUUGCAGAAUCAAUGCAAGAGGAGUUCUAAUAGAGCUACUGCUUAAAGCAUCCUGAAUCAGCUUGGGUACAGGAGUGAACAUAAGCAUUUCUUGUCAUCAGCUGUUCAGAACGACCACAUUCGCUCAGCUCCAUUGAUGAUUUCAAAUGCAGUGUUGUUAUUGAGUGUAUGAAUCUGGCCGGUGAACCUAGCUCCAAUACCAAAACAGCUCUUCAAAGCUACCAUAGUCGUUCAGCUCCAUUGAUGAUUUUAAUUGCAGUGAUGGUAUUGAGUGCAUGAAUCAGGCUGAUGAACCGAGCUCCAAUACCAAAACAGCUCUUCAAAGCUACCAUAGUCGUUCAGCACCAUUGAUGAUUUUAAGUGCAGUGAUGGUAUUGAGUGCAUGAAUCAGGCUGAUGAACCGAGCUCCAAUACCAAAUGUGGCUUUACAAAUAAUCAUGUGAUCCAUACUUAUCUAGCUCAAUGCCAUGAAGCAGUGUCAUUCCAAGCACUAUUACUCAGUUAAAGUUCAGUGUUUAGCUAGUGCCUAUAUUUCCCCAGCACCAAUGCCAGUUUACAGUAUCAAACUUGAAAUUACCCAAGCUUCAAGAUUGUUUGUGUAUGAUAUAUUUCUAUGAACAAUUCAAAUUACAUAACAGUGAAUGCAUGAUUUGCUUAGACUAUUUCACCCAAAGCCAAGCAUUGUGAUGCCACCCUCUUCUAUUAAUGUGAAUUUUUUUCAUGCCAUGUAGUCAGAAUUGUACGAAAGCUCAACUCAGUACUUGUGAUCAGAAAUCAUUUAUCAAUGACUUAAGUGCAUAUGAGAAAAUCAUGUGCCUAUUAUAGUCGAGGCGCGAUAGCUCAGUCAGUAGAGCGGGGGUUUCGGAUUCCGGUGACCCGUGUUCGAUUCCCAAAUGGUACGCUAGUGCCCUUUGGUAAGGCAUUUAUCCUCAUUACCAGGUCCCUCGGAGAGGACCUUAAGCCAUCGGUCCCCUGGUUGCUUGCUCACAGGCAUUCGUGCUUUCUUGGCAGUCAGGUAAAAAACCUCGGUAUGAACCUCGGUCGACCAUGCCAUUCUGUGUUUGCUAAUAAAAUAAAAUUGACUAAAUUUUCUGCAUAUUGCUGCAAAUUUACAUACAAUUUUUCACAUACAAUCUCAUUUGUAGAUUACCCAAGAGUACAUAUCCCUUUGUGCAACUGAUACAGUCAGUGAUACCUUCAUGCAAUUUAGGAAUUAUAUGUGUUACUGUGAGUGCCAACAUUGCAAUGUGAGACACCUAUGUUAUCCAGAGUGGCAUAGGCAAACGUGAUUAUCUUUUCAUGUUUGCAGACAAUUACUAGAUCAUUCCGCACUUAAUGAUAUUAUCAGGUAUCCAGGUGUAUGUCAUUGCGGGUCAUACCCGCUGUUUUUAAUAUAAGACUGUCCAUUUGAAUUAUAACGAGAGUAAUAUCGUAUUAUUGAUACCAGUAUCAUUUCUGGGUUUUGUUUUUGUUUGUUUUUUAACAUGGUGAAGAAUCUUCUAUUAUUAUUAUUAUUACUAAUUGCAAGGUCACUAAUUUCAAUGAGUUGCAUGGACUUUUUGUUCUCAGUUGAUGAGAUACAAUGAUUUCAAUAGUCACUGAAAAUCAUUGACUAUUAGUUUAUGAAGUGUUCCCCAGAUGGUGAUCUUUGUUCUAAUACAUGCACAUUUUGUUGUCUGGAGUAUCUGAACACUCAGUAAACAUAGUGUAUCCUCUUCAUCUAUGAUUUAAUGACAAAUAAUCAUCACAGGAACUGACAAACAUGGAUGCAAUUGUACUGCCCAAGAUGUUUGCAGUUAUGUUGUGAAUGUCCUGUAAUUACUUCAAAUUUUACUGUGUUGUCAAGUAAUCAGGACCCAUAAUAUAUCAAUUUGUUAUAUAAAGGUUAAUGAUGUCUUUAAACUUGAUCUAACUCGGUGCAAUUUUAUGAAAGAACAAUUUAGAUUUUAUAUUUGCAAUGGAUUGUAAUGUAUUUUCAUAGAUUAUGAGAGGUGACACAGAAUAAGACAUAGUGUGAAAUUUGCAAAAAAAAAAUAUUUAAGAAAUUUUUUUGAUAGAUUUUGCAGACAUUGAUAUAGUGCCAAGUAACAUGAAAAAAGUCUGGUAAGAUAAAUAUGACUGGUGGCAUAAUAUCACCCCUUUUUUUAUAUUAAUGAAAGGAUGAAUUUUAAGAAUAGAAAAGGGUACAAUUUAGUAUUAAUGAUAAUAGAAUUUAGACAAGUUUAAACUUCUUUUUUUUUUCUUUUUCUUUCCUUUGUUAACCCUUUAGAGGUUUAGACUAGUUUAUCAAUGAACUAAAAUCAUGGUAUUGUGGUAUGAAGGAAAGAUAUUGAAUCCCUAUAAACCCGGAUGUACCGGCCAUUUACCAUUGCUGGGGGCAGUUGACCUUUGGUUUUCUUUUUAAUAGCAUAAUUUGGUCUUUCCAUUCAAAUGGUAUAAUAUUUCAAUCUGAGAUUCAUCUAUAUGAGAUGAAAAUUAUUAAUACUUAUUCUUUACUAUAUGUAACUAUGAUUUGGUGAAAAUCCAGUUCUUUUAAGAAAUUUUCAGAUGAUCAUUCUAUGAAGCAAAGGACCUCUCCAGUGCAGAUUUAAAGGGGGGCUCGCUCCACAAUUUCAAGUUAAACAAAAACAUAUGAAUUUAUUUCAAAAUUAUUAUUCAGUUCAUAUUUCUUAUGCACUUUCAUGAUCUUGGAUUUCAUGAUGAUAUUUUUGUAUCUUAUGCAUUUGAAAUAUUUUCUUAAAAAUGCAUCGUCUGCGUCGCUAUGCUGUUUCAAGAGAACUAAAACUUUUCUCUCUAAUGAAGUCACUAUAUAUAUUUCUGAUUUCUCUUCUUUAAUUUCUUAAUAAUUUCUUUAUAUUGAUUAUUUGGUUAAUAAAUUAGCCUUUUUUUUUAGUUAUUCAUUUACUCCUGAACAGGAAUGUGCAUUUAGUUGCACACAUUUGGAAAAAUGCUAAUUGUCUGUCGUGUUUGUUAUGUCACAUCAAUUUCAAACUAUACACUGAAUCAGAAAUGCGAACCGUCCCUUUUUUGCAGUAUUUUAUCCCUUUAUAAUGAAAAUUCUGCAGGAUUGGUGUAAAAAUACUUUAUUUUUCUCAAAAUCACAUUUUGCUCACUAUUGGAGAAAGUUGAAAAUAAACUUUUUACACCCAAAAUCCUUCUUUCAUCUCUCCUAAUAGUGCAAUCUUUUUUAUAUGGGGUUGGCAUCCCUGCUGAAUAUUUUUUAUAUUAUUUCUCAAGUUCUUCCAUAGAUAUAUAUGUUGAAAGUGCGUGGAUUAUCAAAAAGUCUGAAACCUUUAAUGCAUUGUUAUUAGUCUAUGAAUAAAGGAUGUGUUUGAUUUAGUGUCCCUUAUUGUCAAACUGCAGUUACAUUGGGAACACGACAUUUGCUCCUGCAGCAAUUGCUCUGGUGUUAAUAUCUCAGAGAGAUUGGGAUUAGAGUUGGGAUUGUAAUAGAGUUUUUGGUUCAGAAUAAUGUAAAGAUAAGGAUUAUGGUUUAUUAAAUUUUGACGUUUAUGUUUGACUAAACAAGCAGAUUUUCCAUCCAAGCAGUUGUUGCCAGAGCAAAUGUCACAUAACCAUUACAUGUACUUUAACCAUAGUAGAUAAUGGAGAAUUGAUAAUUGAAAUUAUGCACUUUGCAAAUAUAUUUGAAGGUCCAAUUCAAAUCAUUUAAUAUGAGCACAAGCCUUUUCUACAAGCCAAUUCUACCUUUGGUACAACUACAAUUCAUUAAGGGAUUUGUCAUUGAUUUCACCAACUAAUUUUCUCUCGGCCAAUAAGAUUUAUGGAUUUCAUUAGCAUGUAAUAGUUUUCACUGACAGAUCACCCAUGAUGCACUUCCCAUUCGUCAACUCAUUUUGCUCUCAGCCAACUAGAUUUGUUGAUAUCAUAGGCUUUUAUCAGUUUUCCUUGAGAUCUUUCAUAAAAUGCUCCCCGUGUGAACAUAAUAGAUGUGUCAAAUUCUAGAAAAAAAUUGUUAACAUACAUGUAGAUUAUAUUGGAUUCAAGUACAAGGUGCUUGAGGUUGACUAUGUGGUGUUGUGUACUGGUUCAAUUUUGAAAAGGAGAGUGAGUGUCAGUAAUUUUUAGUCAUUGUGCAUCAAAUUUAUUUAUACGGUUGUAUGCAAUCAUAUCCUUUUUUAAAUCUUUGGUCUAUCUGCCCAGUAACUAAGGUUCCAUUCUUUCUGUCUUAUGAUUAUUUAUGAAUUAUUAUUACAUUGUUUCAGUUGGCUAAUAUACAGAUAUUUCCUACCUGGAGUUUGGAUGUGACAUUUCAUUUUCCCAAUGGAGUUAUAUUUUUCCCAAGGGAUUAUAUUUUGCCAGAAGGAAAAUGUUCUCCCUAGGGAAAAAUAUAACUACAGAGGGGAGUUGAAAUGUUGUUAUUAAAAAGAUAGACCAGGUAAUAUCAGUUAUAUUAUAUAGUCUAUGUAGCUUCACCAUCAGAGUCUGAAUUUUUCAUAUGGCUUUAUGAUUAACUUGAAGUGCUUGCGGCAGCUCUGAUACAUAUACGUCAUAAUAGAAUUUUCUUUUAAAAAAUACAGCAAGCCCAUUCUUCAUGCAGUUGAUGUGUAAACUCUAACACGUACAUCAAGUAACUACCUGAUUAGGCAACUUAUAAGCGGUGAGUGAUGUCAUCUUAGUGAAUAUAGCGCCACAUUUUACAAUACAAUGCAGUUAUAUAUUAAUAAUAAUAGUAGACAUUUAUGUAGCGCCAUCUAUCUAGAAAUAUUCAAUUCCGAGGCGCAUUGUUAUUAUUAUUACCCUUGCUUUAGCUCGAGCUGCAUUUCAGUGCUCAUGCAUUCAAGGAAUUAAUCCUGCCGGGUACCCAUUCACCUCACCUGGGUUGAGUGCAGCACAAUGUGGAUAAAUUUCUUGCUGAAGGAAAUUACGCCAUGGCUGGGAUUUAAACCCACAACCCUAUGUUUCAAAGUCAGAAGACUAAUCCACUGGGCCACAACGCUCCACUGAGGUGACGUCAAAACCUAGAAUAUAUCAAAUGCGAUCCUGACAGCUAUGGUCAUGUGAUGGCGUGUUGUCCUAUCACUGAUAUAUAUAUACAUAACCUAUGUAAUAUUGAUUGUUUCUUGUCAUAAGAAUGAUUGUAUUUCUUCUAUUGCAGGAUGCUUGCGUAUUAUAUGCAAUGCUAUAAACUUAUCAUUCUUGUAAUGUAAUGCAUGUACAUUCUUUUCAGUGAUAUGAAAAUGAAAUAUACAAGAAUAUUCCUUUUUCACAUUAUGUUGUAAAUAUAUGUAAGUGUAAAUUGUCAUGAAGAUAUUUUUAUUAUCAACAAAAGUACAUUAUUUAUCUGAUUUAUGAAAUCAAUUUAUCAAGAAUUAUGUUUCAUCUUGAAAUAUUUUGUUUACAAUAAAACUGCAUUUAGGUCUAACCUUCCA